Molecule: messenger RNA, 7044 nt
Organism: Pogoniulus pusillus (Red-fronted tinkerbird)
Lineage: Eukaryota; Metazoa; Chordata; Aves; Piciformes; Lybiidae
Gene: PLEKHH2
Product: pleckstrin homology, MyTH4 and FERM domain containing H2
Exons: 30
Coding region: 95-4591 (1498 amino acids)
Biological process (GO): negative regulation of actin filament depolymerization
Cellular component (GO): cytoskeleton; cytoplasm
Molecular function (GO): actin binding
Source: RefSeq, a predicted model, not a curated record
CCGAGGGGCGCGGGUUGCCGCGGCCGCGUAGUGCCCACAGCCUGGACGGCGCCCGGCACGGCAACGGUGCGAGCCAGAGCCAGCCAGCAUAAAUAUGGCUGAACUUCUAGAGCCAGAUGGUACUGUAAACUGGAAGGAAAGAUGUUUAACUCUGGAGUCACAGUUGAUGAAGUUUCGUCUGCAGGCAAGCAAGAUCAGGGAACUGUUAGCAGAAAAGAUGCAGCAGCUUGAGAAGCAAGUUGUAGAUGCUGAUCGCCAAGCAGAGAGAGCUUUUCAGCAGGUGCAGGUUAUGGAAGAAAGAUUAAAAGCAGCUAAUGUUCAAACAAGUGAAUCAGAAACCAGGUUGUAUAAGAGAUGUCAAGAGCUGGAGAUCCUGAUACAAGAUAAAAAUGACAUAAUACAAAAAUUGGAGCAACAACUUGAAGAACAGAAGCAAAUGAGACUGCAAGAAGCAAAAAUCAUAGAAGAAAAAGCAGCUAAAAUAAAAGAAUGGGUGACAGUCAAGCUCCACGAGUUAGAGGUGGAAAAUCAGAACCUUCGCUUGAUCAACCAAAAGCAAACCAAAGAGAUGAAAACAGUACAGUCUAAACUGCAAGCUACAGGCAAGACAUCUGUUACUUCAGCACAAAAACCUGGAGAGUGUCAUCAGCUAAACAGUUUGACUUUUGAAUGCUUUUCAAAUAGAGCAAGAAGUCCUCAACCAUCUUCUAAGUUUGAAGAAAUAAGGAAAUCUUCAUCUAAAGAGUCAGACUACACUGAAGGGAAAAACAUGCAAGAGAAGGAUAGCCUGGAAACUACUUUUGAUGUUCCUGCAUAUGAGACCAGCAAAGGUCAGAAGUCAUUACAACAGAGAUCCUCCAGAUCAGAGCAGAAAAAUGUAAGAACAAGCUAUUCAUCCAAAGAUCUAGACAGUGACAUGUCAAAGAACUCCUGCACUACCGGGAGUGACUGGAGCUCAGACGAGGAUGGAGGAGACAAUAAUGGACUGAAAUCAGAGAGUGCAUCAAUUCUUUCAAGUCACACAUCUGAAGAGAAUGCAAGGUACAGCAGAGUAGGUAGUGAAAUGUAUUUGACAGCAUCUGAUGACAGUAGUUCUUUAUUUGAAGAAGAAAGUUUUGGUGUUCAAAGGACACAGCUCAAGAAGUUCUACUCCUGGCAGCAAGAAUCCCAAAGAAGAUGCCAGAGCAGUCAAAGUGGAAAGAGCAGCACUGACUGCACAGGUAAAAAGAAAGACCAAGAUAGUUCUUCAGAUGAACUGAGUAAGAAAUUUCAGUCUCAGAGGCUAGAUUAUUCGUCCUCAUCCAGUGAGGCAAAUACCCCAAGUCCAAUUUUAACCCCUGCUCUGACACCCAACCAUCCUAUUCUAUCAACUGCUGCAGGUUCUCAGUGCACGACAUCAUCAGAUGCUCCCUCAAAUUUACCACUUCCGAAGUUACAGACACCUAAUGUGUUAAGUAUAAACUCAGCAUUAGCAAAGAAACAUCUAAGCCAGCCUCAGCUGAUUUCUGACAGAAUGUUUGGCAGAAAUAGAAAUGCCAUCAGCAUGAUACAUCCCUGGAGACCUCAGGAAACAGACAUUGAUCUGGUGGAUGGAGAAGAUAGUGAUACUUUAGAGAAAAUGGAGAUUGGCUGUGGUGAGGGAGUGAUCACUUAUGACAGCACCGAAGCACAAACUGCUGAAGCCCAGGAACCUCAUGACACGACAAAAAAGGGUGUUAGCAACAAACCUCCAACCCCUCCACUACAUCGGUUUCCUUCCUGGGAAAGCAGAAUUUAUGCUGUAGCCAAAUCUGGUUUAAGGAUGUCUGAAGCUUUCACCGUGGAAUCUCUUAACAAAAAUGCUGUUUCAAUAACUCCAUAUUCCAUAUCUGGAUUAUAUACAUCUCUGAUAUACAAGAACAUGACUACUCCUGUCUACACCACUUUGAAAGGGAAAGCAACUCAAAUAAGCAGCAGCCCAUUUAUAGAUGAGUCAUCAGGAUCUGAGGAAGAGGACGGCUCUCGCUCCAGCUCAAGGACGUCUGAGUCUGAUUCUCGAACCAGAAGUGGUCCAGGUAGUCCUCGAGCCAUGAAACGAGGUGUGUCUCUGUCUUCUGUCACCUCAGAAAGUGAUUAUGCUAUUCCUCCAGAUGCAUACUCAGUAGAUACAGAUUGUUCAGAGCCAGAGCAGAAACUUCCUAAGACCUCUUCCUCAUCUAGUGAUAAUGGAAAAAAUGAACCUUUGGAAAAAUCUGGCUAUCUGUUAAAAAUGGGUGGUAAAGUAAAAACCUGGAAACGACAGUGGUUUGUGCUUAAAGGAGGUGAAUUAUUGUACUACAAGUCUCCGAGUGAUGUCAUUCAGAAACCUCAGGGUCAAAUUGAGCUAAAUGCAUCUAGCCACAUUGAAAGGGGUGAUGGAAAACAAAUGAUUCAGCUGACCACAGAAAAACGAACAUACUACCUGACUGCAGAUUCUCCCAACAUCUUAGAAGAAUGGAUCAAAGUACUACAGAAUGUCCUUAAAAUACAGGCUGCCAGCCCACUUUUCAUACAGCCUGAAACCAAGCCAACCAUGAAAGGAUUACUUACAAAGGUGAAACAUGGAUAUUCCAAAAGAGUUUGGUGUACUCUAGUUGGAAACAUUCUGUAUUACUUCCGUAACAAAGAAGACAAGUUUCCUCUUGGUCAAAUUAAGCUUUGUGAAGCUAAGGUUGAAGAAGUUGAUAGAUCAUGUGAUUCUGAUGAAGAUUAUGAGGCUAGUGGUCGCAGUUUAUUAUCAACACAUUACACUGUUGUUAUCCACCCCAAAGAUCAAGGACCCACUUAUCUUCUUAUAGGAUCCAAACAUGAGAAGGACACAUGGCUUUAUCAUCUGACGGUUGCAGCUGGAAGUGCCAGUGUAAAUGUUGGAUCUGAGUUUGAAAAACUUAUUUGCAAAUUACUGAAUAUGGAAGGUGAUACCACUUCUCAGAUUUGGAGGCAUCCUACCCUUUGCCACAGCAAAGAAGGAAUUACUGCUCCACUUACAACGCUGCCAUCAGAAGCAUUGCAAACUGAAGCAAUUAAAUUAUUUAAGACCUGCCAGUUGUUUAUAAAUGCUGCAGUUGACUCUCCUGCCAUUGAUUACCAUGUAUCUUUGGCCCAGAGUGCUUUGCAGAUCUGCCUCACACAUCCUGAACUUCAAAAUGAGAUCUGUUGUCAGCUUAUUAAGCAGACAAGACGGCGACACCCACAAAACCAGGCAGGACCUAUACAGGGCUUGCAGCUCUUGGCUCUCUGCAUUGGACUCUUUCUGCCCCAGCACCCAUUCCUUUGGCUUCUUAAAGUUCAUUUAAAGAAGAAUGCAGAUUCCAGGACUGAAUUUGGGAAAUAUGCAAUGUAUUGUCAGCGAUGUGUAGAGCGUACCCAGCAGAAUGGAGACCGAGAAGCCAGGCCUUCCAGGAUGGAAAUCCUUUCUACUCUUCUAAGAAACCCCUACCACCAUUCGCUGCCCUUUAGUAUUCCAGUUCAUUUCAUGAACGGCAUGUAUCAGGUCGUUGGGUUUGAUGCCUCUACCACAGUGGAGGAAUUUCUGAACACUCUGAAUCAGGAUACUGGGAUGAGGAAACCAGCUCAGUCAGGAUUUGCACUUUUUUCUGAUGAUCCAUCUGGCAAGGAUGUAGAGCACUGUCUUCAAGGAAACAUCAAGAUCUGUGACAUUAUUUCAAAAUGGGAGCAAGCCUCCAAGGAGCAACACCCUGGGAAAUGUGAAGGCACGAGGACUGUUCGCCUUACAUACAAAAAUAGGCUUUAUUUUUCAGUUCAAGUCCAUGGAGAGACAGAGAGAGAGAAGCUGCUGCUGGUAUAUCAGACAAAUGAUCAAAUAGUCAAUGGACUUUUUCCUGUAAACAAAGAACUAGCGAUGGAAUUGACAGCUCUUUUAGCUCAGGUAGAGAUUGGAGAUUUUGAAAGGCCGUUCUCAACUCCAGCAGGACAAGUCUCUUCCCAGUCCAAGUCAAAUCAAACAUUAAAACAAGUUUUGGAGAGAUUCUACCCUAAGCAGUACAGGCAAGGUUGUUCAGAGGAACAGUUAAGACAGCUUUGUCAGCGGUUGUCUACAAGAUGGAUGGCUCUCCGGGGGCACAGUGCUGCAGACUGCGUGCGCAUUUAUCUCACCGUAGCCAGAAAAUGGCCUUUCUUUGGUGCUAAAUUGUUUGCAGCAAAACCUCUGACAACAUCCUCUGUUGAGAAGCCCUUCAUAUGGUUUGCUGUACAUGAAGACGGCAUAAGCAUCCUAGAUUACAGCUCUAUGCGAUUAACUGUCACAUAUGCAUAUAAGAGUCUGACGACUUUUGGAGGCUAUCAAGAUGAUUUUAUGUUGGUUGUUAACAACGUUCAGAAAAAGGAAACAUCAGCUGAAAAGCACCUUUUUGCCAUGACAAAAGCAAAGAUUCUUGAGAUCACUCUACUGAUUGCCAGCUAUAUUAACAACUUUUAUCAGCUGAAAGGAGCUGCUCAUCACCUCUCUGCUCCAGCCUUACUGACACCCCAAAGUGGACAGAAACUCAAGGAAAUGGGAAGUCAGCCACUUCUUGCAAAUAGCAGGCCAACUAAGUGUCCCACGUUGUUAUGAAAGGAUUUUGUAUCGUGAUAAUGCAUAAGCAGAUCCACAAACAAAAGAAAGGCAGACAGGUUUUAUUCAUUUCAAUAAUACAUAACUGGAGUAGCCCUUUAAUUAAAGCUCUGGCCUGAACUGGAAUGACAAUGACCCAAUUUAAGGAUUAACUUUACUGGUGUUGGCCUAUGCCUACAACUCAUAAAUAAGUAUGUCCGUUGAUAGUGAUGGGGAGAGAUGGCCUUGGGAACAACUGUAUGGAUUUUAGUAGUUUUCCAGGUAUUUACUCAGGAACCAAACUGUCUUGAAAUCUUCAUCUCCAUUUGUCCUAAUUACACAAGUUGUAUAACCUUUAUUUUGAAAAUGAAUGUUUGUUUUAAAAAAAAAGGUCAAAUGCAAAAUAUUUUCCACUACCAAUACCUUCUUACUUGCAAUGCAAGCAUUGUGGGACUAAAACCAAUGAACUGUCUGAUUUGUAUAAUUGUUUUUUUUCCUUUAAAUUAAGGAAAAAAACAAAACACCACACCAUAAGCACGUCAUGUAACUAUAUUUAAAGAAUAUUCUCAUUAUACAGUCUAGACUUUGCUACAGAGCUGUUUUACUUAGCAAAUCUUCAGCCUUGGUCUGGUAAAUAUCUAAAUAAUCUCUCUCUAUUGUAGCCUUUUGUUUUUAAACAAAAUCCAAUACCUAAUUUCUUCUUUAAUCCAUAAUAAUAAUGGAGACGCAAAAAUGACUCCUCGAUCCGAAACACAAGAGUAACACUGAAAGCCAUCGCGUGAACUGUUGUGAGUAAACUUGGAGAUGUAUGUGACAUAUAAAACCCAUGUAUGAUGUGUAUAAUGUACAUUGAUUCAGAAUGUUUUGUAAAAGUUGUACUUCUUGAUUUUCUUUUGUUUGUGUACAUUUUGUAUUUUAAUACUAAUAUAAUGUUCUUUCACACCGAAGACAUAAUGCUGCGUCUGCACUACUCGACCUAGGAGCACUGUCCAGCUGCCUUUUUGAUCUAGAUCUACAAGCCUCAAUGCUACUUAAGAUCAAACUUACAGAAAGUACACUAUGUUUUUCUUCAAAUCUUUGUAUUUUCAUUUAUACGCAAAUCACUUCUGUAGGCUCACCAGCACACUCCAUUAGAUAAUUUAAGUGUAACCGUAGGGAAGGUUGUCAAACAUCAGUCACUGAUCUAUAUACACAUCACAAUUUCCAAUGCUGUUUUAUGCUAAUGUUCAGGGAUCAUGAAUCCCUUUACUGAUAGCCCUCAUCAUUUUGUUGGGGUUUUUUUAAUUACUUAAAACUUAAGUAAUUUCACAGUGAAGAAUUUUAGUAUUUGAAGGUUGAAAAUCUCCUUUGCUUUAUGCAUUUAAACAUUUCAGAUCCAGACAUACUCCUAUUGAGAGAAACGGAUUGUUCAGCUGUUUUGUUCUCUGUGAAAAGUAGGGAGUAUCCCCCUUGAAUAAUUAGAGUAGAUCAGAAGGGAGAUACACCUUAUGAAAAGAACAUGCUCUUAACACAUGGAAAGGCAAACUAUCAGGCUGACUUGAUAAAUGCACAUCCUCUGAAAGCUUUCCAAGUCCUGCUGUAGCUACUUAUGUCUGCAGGACUAAAGCACUAGUUUAUUAAUAGUAUUAUGGACCAGUGUUUUUGUCUUGAAAGUUACUAGCACAUAACAAACAUACUGAAUCUAGAUGUUUUCAUGUUUUUAGUGCAGAAAGACCAUCCUGGUAACUUUCACCCUUUAAUGGUGGUUGUAGCACUAGAUCCUUCUCUUUCAAUGACAUCCAGCAGCAGGAGGUUUACCUCCUAGUGGGUGGCUGAUCCUCUGCCAUCAUCAAGGAAAGCCUACUGUAAGCUACAGGAGACCCUGGCAUCAACUGCUACAUCUUCUUCUGUGAUACCUAUCACGAAGUCAUGCAGAUACCAUGUGAAAUCCAGUUAGGAAUUAACAUCCCUUUGCAAUCAGCAGAGGAGUUAACUUCAGAGGUCUAAGGGAGGCAGGGUGUUUCCAAAUUCAGUCAUGCUAUUUGGGUCAACUAUAUUCAGGUCAUAGUCUAAAGCUCAAAUAUGAGUAGAAACUUCAAUUUACACAUACAGAAAUUUUCAUGUCAUUGUGAAAUUAUGCUAUCAAGCUGGAAUAUUCCAACUGGUUAUUCUUCCUCAGUUGUUCAGUUCUAAUUGCAUGUGGCAGGUCAGGUUCUAUUACAUGAUCAUAAUCAAACUGCUGCAUUUUGCUAAUGAACUUGUUCAUGUAGUUUUAAAAAUCUUAUUUUCUAAUUUGGAGACAUGAUCCAUAAUACAAACAGCUGAUGUGCAGACUUUGAGUCUUCUAAACAGCUUUCAUUAACACAGCCUUACAGACAGCUGUUUAUAAAGCAGUAUGCAAUCUACAGAGGAGAGUAUGAACUUCAUUUGGGUAGGUAACUAUUUAAGUUUGAGUUAUAUUUAAAUUUAAAAUAAAGAUAUAUUUCCCUAUAGAA